Messenger RNA from Nerophis ophidion (straightnose pipefish), 981 nucleotides. Its product is annotated as zinc finger protein 3 homolog. NCBI's taxonomy places the organism in Eukaryota, Metazoa, Chordata, Actinopteri, Syngnathiformes, Syngnathidae. The coding region runs from base 151 to 981 and encodes 276 amino acids. The transcript is spliced from 4 exons. The record is from RefSeq and is a predicted model, not a curated record.
GGUGCACACUUCCUUCAAACACGUGUUUCACUGGGACAAUAGUGAGUGGUGCACACUUCCUUCGCCCGGCCACAGAAGACAAAAAAGAGUUGCUGGUGUAACAAUAGGAAGAAUAUAUUCCACUCCUCUCUUGUACACGCGGCUUAUGAGAUGAACGCUCGUCAAGAAGAACGUCCCCUUCAGCAGCAGGAGGAUCCACAGCCCCCCCACAUUAAAGAGGAAGAGGAGGAAGUGUGGAUCAGUCAGGAGGGAGAGUGUCCUGUAGGGCAGGAGGAGGCUGAUGUCAGCAAGUUUCCACUGACUGUUGUCUCUGUGAAGACUGAAGAGCAUGAAGACAAACCACCUGAGUCCUCACAGCUUCAUCACAGUCCAAACGUCUGUGGAGAACAACGUCUGCCUGAAAAAAAGGAGAGUAGCUUCAGGAUGGUGAAGGAGGAUCCUUCAAAGAGGAAGACCAGGCGCCACGGACCCUCUGGCGUCUCCUUUUCCUCUUUGACACAGACCCUUCCCUGUAAAAAGGAAGAGGAAGACUCACUGACGCCCCACAUUAAAGAGGAAGAGGAGGAACACAGCAUCACUCAAGAGGGAGAUCAUCUUGAAGGACUGGAGGAGUUCCCAGUGACUGGUGUCCCUGUGAAGAGUGACGAUGAUGAGGUGAAAGGUGAAAGUGAGGAGAGGGGAGGGGGGGAGCCUCCAAGCAGCAGCUCAACACAACACAUGACAACAGAAGCUGAUGGAGACCACUGUGGAGGAUCACAAGCAGACAAGCUCUUAGCUCCACUAUCAGAUAGUGAGGACACAACGUCACACUCUCCUGACACUGAUGAUGAAGACUCUAAAGAUGAUAAGACAUGUCACACUGACAACACUCACUUCACAUCUUCUCUCUCUCACAAAACUUUUAAAUACCAUUGUCGUCUGAAAAGACACGUGAGAACAUACACUGGAGAAAAACCUUUUAUCUGUUCAGUCUGUGAUUAA